UCCUCAACAUGUGGCAAUGGGCUCAAAAACUCUGGGGAUCCUCACGACGCCGACUAUCACUCAUUCAAGGUGUUGGUCCAGCCAUGGCCACUCUCAGGAGCAGUGAACCCAGGCCAGUGCCCCUCUCUUACAGGCUCCUGGAUGGUCAGGACACUCUCCCACCUGUCGUUUUCCUGCAUGGGCUGUUUAGCAACAAAAACAUCUUCCAGGCUGAGGCUGAGGCCCUGGCACAGCAGACAGGCAGAAAGGUAUUGACAGUGGAUGCUAGGAACCAUGGAGAGAGCCCUCAUAGCCCUGACUGCAGCUAUGAGGCCAUGAGCGCCGACCUGCAGGCUCUGCUGUCGAAGCUAGGACUCAGCCCCUGUGUCCUCAUCGGGCACAGCAUGGGAGGCAAGACAGCCAUGGCGCUGGCACUGCAGAAGCCAGAGCUGGUGGAACGUCUGGUCUCAGUGGAUAUCAGCCCCUUGGUGGCCACCGACAUGCCAAAGAUCUUUAAAAUUAUACCUGUUAUGAAGGCUAUAAACAUCCUUGGAGAUAUUUCCAACUCUGAAGCUUUUGAAGUAGUUGAUGAGUAUCUGAAGCUAUUUGUCAAGGAUUCAAGUAUUCGGCAGUACCUGUUCAACAGUCUGGUGCGGGUCAAUGGGCAAUAUGUGUGGAAAGUCAAUGCUGAAAACCUGUGGCAGCAACAAAACUUGUUUCUGGAUAGUCUUCAUAUCCAGGGUGUCUAUCGUGGCCCCACACUCUUCCUCAGAAGCACGAAUUCGUCCUUCAUCCCGUCUAGUCACUACUCCAAGAUUAAGUUACUGUUCCCUGAAGCCCAGUUCCAAACCAUCCCUGAUGCUGGCCACAUCAUCCAUAUCAAGAAGCCCCAAGAGUUCAUGAACAGUAUCCUCAGUUUCCUGUCCUAGAAGAUGUUCCCUCUCCUCACAUUCCACUUUCCAACUUUCAAACACUCAGAGAGCCCUAGGCACUUCCUUUCUUUGGAAUCUUUCUUUUUAAAAAAAAAUCAUCUUUUUCUAAUUCAGAACUGAACAAACACCAAUCAAUAUGAUCAUUCUCAUAGGAAUAGAAUAAGAGAAAAAGAGAAUUGUAGAAAUUGUGAAUCUCUGUUAUGAACAGCUUGGGAUAUUUUUUGAAUUGUAUGAUAAAUUCAACAUUGUAAAAAAUGAUUUCUCUUGGUAAUCUGUGUUUUAGGGACUCAAAACUCCACCCCCCAGCCUUCUGCUUCAAAUUUCAUCAGAAAGAUCCCUGAUAAUGAGAUUGCAUUGAAUCUUCUUAUCCUGGUCAAACCCAACCCACACCUGAAUUGAUUUUAUCCUACUCAGGCUUGGGUGGAGACUAUUGCCCGGAUAGAUUGAGGCUAGGAGUGGUCUGGUGGAAUGAUCGCAGGUUUAUAUAAGGCCCUGUUGAAAAGGUGUAUAACCCUG
Messenger RNA from Vombatus ursinus (common wombat), 1427 nucleotides. Its product is annotated as protein ABHD11-like. Bases 9 to 908 code for a protein of 299 amino acids. Gene Ontology annotation, cellular component: mitochondrion. NCBI's taxonomy places the organism in Eukaryota, Metazoa, Chordata, Mammalia, Diprotodontia, Vombatidae. The record is from RefSeq and is a predicted model, not a curated record. The transcript has 6 exons.